GAUUUUGUGUCCCCAGCGAUGAGCAGCAGCAUGUCACGUAAACGCAGUCAUGCAGAAGCUCUGGUACCAGCUGUGGAUAAAAAACAUGAGUACCCAAUAGCACCCAUUGCACCACCACUUAAAAAACCAAAGAAAGCUGUAACUAAGUCAUCAUCCACCAACAUGAAGCGAUCUCAUCAGCGGGCAUUUCCUAACGAGGCUCUUCGUAUUGGGGAGAGGGAAAAGCCAGAAGUGGCUACCGAAUCCCUUGCCAACCUCGAGAAGGAUAUGACUAUAUGUAAACCAGCACCAUUUGCUGAAGAUGAAGAAGGUGUGAGGGAAAGAAAUGCAUGCAAUUACAACGUAAAAAUCACACAAGAAAUGGCGAAGGCUGGACUUGCGCCAAGACCCAUCAGAGUUUAUGCUGAUGGCAUUUAUGAUCUCUUCCAUCAGGGUCAUGCAAGGCAGCUGAUGCAGGCGAAAAAUUUGUUUCCUAAUGUUUAUCUUAUUGUUGGAGUAUGUAAUGAUGCCCUCACUCAUAGUCGCAAAGGGCGCACUGUUAUGUCUGAAGACGAACGGUAUGAAGCUGUUCGGCAUUGUCGCUAUGUAGAUGAAGUGGUUCCUGAUGCACCUUGGACAUUAGAGGAUGACUUUUUAGACUACCAUAAGGUUUUAUUUGUCCACUCCGAUAGAUUUUGUAGCACAUGAAACGAUAUUCCCUAUACCACGGGCAGUGCAACAGAUGUAUAUGCUCACAUUAAAGCCCGUGGUAUGUUUGUUGUUACGGAAAGAACAGAAGGAGUUUCAACAAGUGACGUUGUGUCCACGUAUAGUCAAGAUUACGAUGUAUACGUCAGAAGAAAUUUAGCGCGAGGCUAUAGUGCAAAGGACCUGAAUGUUUCAUAUAUUAGUGAGAAGAAAUACAGACUUCAGAACAAAAUUGAUGACCUUAAGAAGAAAGGGAAGGAGAUGAUUGAGGACAUGGAGGGAAAACGCACAGACCUCAUUGCCAAAUGGGAAGAGAAAAGUAGAGAGUUUAUUGAUACUUUCCUAAUGCUGUUUGGUCGUGAUGGUAGGCUUACUCAGUACUUGACAGAAAAAAAGGAUUCAGUUCUAAGUGCCCUGUCCCCUCCGUCUUCACCUAAGGCCAUUAGUCAGUCAUCUGAGGACUGUAAUAGUCCGCCAGCAAAAUCCACAAAGUUUGAUUUUUCUAGUCCAAGUCGUUCAGGUGCCUCUUUGAUAGAUGACGAUUAUUCUGAUGACGACUAUGAAAGUGCAUCAGCGUGAAGGCUGUGAGCAAUUCAUUUUCUUAUUUUGUUUAUUCUUCAGUUUUCAGUGUUCUUUUCUACUCCAAUGGCAAAAAUCUUAUGGACACAAUACUAUGCUUAUUAUACUUGUUAUCGUAUAUUACAGUGCUAGGCUACUAUUAGUUAACCUUUCAGUUUUGCCCUUUUGCUGCUUCUCUGCAUAGGUAUACAGUUUAGGGAAAUAGUUUUCUACUUUUUCUUAUUACAUAAUAUUCAAAGCACUUAUGUAGUCUAUCUUUUAUAGUUUCAUCAGUGUUAUAUGAAACAAUAUGAAGCUUUUUCAAGAGACUCCUAGCAAUACUGCUGAACACCUUGUCCUAAUCCUUUUACGACUUAUCAAUAUCAUAUUAUAUACUUGACUGCAGAAUUGUUUGGUAGCUCAGAUAUAUAGCCCAUAGGAUUUCUUUCUUCCUUUAGAUGUUAAUAGUGAAAUACACUUGAAUCAAUAAAGGCCUUACAUUACUUGGAAUUAACCAUUUAUGGAUAUAUACUCAUCUCCAGUGUAGACAGUUUUACUGUGUCAUGAAUAAAAUUUAAAUGUUUUAAAGGUAUGUAGCUUUUUGAAGUACACAAGCUUCAGUAUAAAAGUAUAUUUUAGUUGUAAUGUCAGAUUGUUUAUAGGAUAGAUGGAAGGAUCAGUAUAAUCUAUGAAUGAAUUGCACCAAUUCAACCUAUGUAUCAGACGUCCUACUUUAAUUACCAUGUGUUUGUGCACUGACUUGUAUCUCUGGUAAACUUAAGUGGCAAUGGACUAUAUGUCACAUGUAGCCAAGAGUUCUUUCUUUUGAACCAUUUAAUGAAAUGGAAAUGUUUUAGAUUGCAUUUUGUUAAAAUUGUAAUGAAAAUAUUUUACAUUUUCACUAGUACUGUUAUCAAAUAUUAGAAAGGCCAGUGGAAUGCAUUUUUAUAGAUAAAACUUAUUCCACUGUGAAUUCUAGUGCAUGUAUAGAAUGAAUAUCAAGUAAUAGAAGAGGCUUAUUAUACCCAUUGUAAUGAAUACUUUUAAGAAAGAGAAAGAUUUAUUUUACCAUAAGUACUGCUUUUUAUGCUAUUCACCAGUGCUUAGAGAUAUACAGGUCAGACAAGUUUGGAAAAACAGCUAAAGUUUUCCUUGUGUUCUUAUAAAGUGGAGAAAAAUUCAGGUAUUAGGAAGUAGUUUACUUACCAUUCAGUUUGUGUCUAUGUUUGCAAAUCUAUUUGGGAGGAUAUAAAGCUACUUGUCAGCCACUAAAGGAAUUGUCAACAGGAAAGGAGUGUUUGCAUCAGUUAUAAAAAAAAAAAAACUUAACGUAUCAGGAUUACAUUAUUUAGGGGCUAAAUAGUAUCAUUUACUGCCUUAAUCAGUUGCAGAUAUAUCUUAACUUAUGUACAGCAAUUUACAGCACUAUUUAAUACAAAAAGGUUCAUUUUUCUUUAUGCACCUAAUAUGGUAUCAUUUAUGUUGACCAUUAAUUUUAAACAAUGAUGACUGAAAUGCAUGGAAGUUACUAAAGGGAAUAGAAUAUCUUUAAUACAUUGUGGUGAUAGGUUUUGUCUUUUUUAAUAAAAUACUGAUGAAGGAGUAGUACAUACAGUAUCAAUAACAUGAAGAGUUGGGGUCUUGAAAUUUUCAUAUCUAUUCAGGCUCAUGUAAUUAAGGUCAUUCCUUGAUAUAUUUUAACAUUUCACUCUGAUUAUUAGUUUGAAAGUCACCUUGCUGUUGUGAUUUCAAAUGGUUUUUUGAAUAGUAUUCUUUAGCCAUAAGAAAAGUUUCAAGACAGCUUCAUAAUAAUUUCAGUAAAGGCAAAUGUUUUAACUUUUAAUAAUCCAUCUGGAACAGUCUUUUAGCCAUUGUACUCCCCUAAGUAAUCACCAUGUUUAGUUUAGAUUUCUCAUAAUCAUGAAUUUGAUGCUACAGUACUCAAAACAAAUUGUAGAAAUGAAUGUGAAAUUAAUUUUCACUGGGAAAUUGUUGUAUGUAUGUAAUCGGGUAAGAAAAUUGAACUGGUAGAAUCACUGCGUUGGUAUGCAGUCAUUUCCAGGUGUAAUCUCAUCUUUGCAGAUAUAGAAUGUAAUCAACAAGAAACAGAUAUAGAAUGUAAUCAACAAGUAACUAAAUCCAUGCAGUCUGUACAUGUCUUUUUACAUGCAAAGUACUUUUUACCUCGGUAUUUGUUGCUAUUAUUAAGAAUGCAGUCUAGCUUUUGGUGGGAAACAUAACUAAAUAUACAAUUUUUAAGAUAAUGGGCAGCUUGGAGAGAUCUUGUCUUUUUUGACAUAAAUAAUGAGUGAUAAUAAUAAUAGUAAUAGAUGUAGUAUGCAGAAUAAAUUUUAUUGGAGAAAGAAAUUUGCCUCUUGGUUAGAAUAUGUCUUUUACUUUAUCUUAAUUUUAUUUUAGACAAGGGGGUAAAUGCAAAAAUUUUUUUUAUUUUAGAUGAAAGUGUAAAUGCUAAAAUUGUAUGGACAAACCCUAUAUCGAUGUAACUGAUUUAACAAAUGAAUUUUAAAACAGUAAGUUGAAUAUCAUGCAAAUGCAAAACACUUAUAAUGGCAAAUUACACUGUGCUGUUUGCAUAUGAAUGCAUCAGCUAUGCAGAUCCUGAUUUAUACAGUACAUAGCAUUGUAAAUCAUUUCUAGAUCAUUUAUGCUACAGUACCCAAGACAGUGUAUAGCAGUAAAAGCAGUCCCCGGUUAUCGGGGGACUCGGUUGAUGGCGAUCUGGAAAAUCGGCGAUUUAUGGCGUCAUAACGGGCCAAGUUUCGGUUAUCGGCCCCACAAGGUGCUGAUAAUAGAGUUAUGGUGCCAUAACAUACCUAACAAAGGUGCCGUUAAUCGGUUAUCACAGCCAUUAACCAAAACUUGGCACCAUAAACCUCCAAGUUUCGGUUAAUGGCAGUUUUUGCUUAUCAGCACCCUGCCGAGAAUGGAACCCCCGCCAAUAACCGGUGACUGCCUGUACUAUGUAACAAUUAUUUUUCCUGUCUUGUUUAAGGAAUAAUUAAAGAAUAUGUACAUAUUCAUUACUGAACAGCUAUCAUAGCUCUAAUGUGUGUAUACAGCACAUUAUCCUGAUGUUUUCUUGUGUUUAGGCUGACUAAUACAGCUAAUUAUAGUAUUUACUCUAUAUAUCUCUCUCAUUUUAAUUAAUUACAUAAUAAUAAAAUUUCCUAAAAUAGCCUGUCAUUAUAGUGUCUGUAUCAGUCAUAUUUAUUUAACAGUGCACUAGUAGUGUUCAUCAGUAGUUGUAAGUUACGAUAUGUCGCAAUUCUGAGUUCAGUUUGGUAUAAUGGAGCAGCAUAUCACAAGUAAGGUGGUAAUGGUAACAUACAAUGCUAAUGCUCUCUUGUAUUGAAUUGAAUUGGUUCUUUCGUAAGAUUUUUGGUGUGUAAGGACACACAUACACAGCAGAAUAAAAUUUUGUGUUUUGGAACAUCUAGCAUUUCUCUUUUUAUAUUUCUCAUCAGCACCUGUUGGGGAGAUUACUAUUCACCCUUCUUCUGCUGAUUUGGCACUAGUGGCACAGUUGGCAAGGCCCAACAACCAACAAGGAUUCCCAUCCUAUUCAGAGAAAGUGGUGGGUUUGGAGACUCAUGGAUGCUACCAAAAGUAGGUUUUUCUUAUGGCAAAACCUGUUUUUGAUAGCAUAGUCACUUUUUUAUCAUCAAAGGAGCAUAUAAAAGAAAUUGGCAACUGAAAAUAUGGCCUAGCUCUUUAGAAAGGAAUUCCAGCUACCCAAAUGAAAAAAAAUCCAUGGUGAAGUCAUAUAAGGAAUUACCUUUUCUCUUAUAUACAUACAGGAUUCCUUUGAGGAUUUGUAAUGAAUAAAGAUGGAGAAAGAACCUGUAUGUAUGUCAGCUAUAUGACUCAGAGAUGACUUUUGUAACCAUUACUAGAUGGGAUGUAGGACAACUGCUCUGGACUGGGAAUAAUGUUUUAUUUGUAAUACUGUAGUGGGUUCCCGCAGAAGAAGAUGGGAUUUCCUCUUGAGUCGGUCUUAUUCUUGGCCAGGAAUGAUGUGCCAGUGGACGAGCAAUUGUCAAGUGGGUUAUGAAGCAGGAAUACCACUUUUUUGGAGCAAAUGGGUAUUGGUCAUAUUAGGAGCAAUGGAUUGAGAAGAUGAUGGGAAUCUAAAGAACCUUAGUUAAGGACAAGGGAAUUAGAGCCCUUACAGGAGCAGGUCUUUCAAGUGUAAGUGACUGGAAGGUAGAACUAAAGACUUUAAUAUUGGAGCCUGUGCCAAACACAUAGAACAAGGUCUUGAUAGUGCAGCCCUGUACAUCUUAACUAUCUUAGUGGCCAGGGUAUAUGUCCCCAAACAGAUGGGUCAGAAAAAGUCUUAUAGUAAUGGUUUCGGUAAUAAUUUCAACAUGUCUUUGUGUAGAGGUAGCUUAACUAUGCCAAGAAGUAAAUGAACAUAUCUUUCAUUGUGGCUCCCUUUAGAAGAGCCUUUUGAAGGUACUUCUCCAAGGAGGAGUCUGGUUGUUGGAAAAACUCCUUGAGAGUGGAGCUCAUAUUGUGAUCCUAAGGGGAGGGCUUCUAUUUUAUGUGGUGCUGCAGAAGGUGAUUCCCAACUUCCAGAUCCUUUUGAAUUUUGUCACUUGUCUCCUUAGUCAGCAUUCCAGGAGUUGCCUUUUCUUUUCCUCAGUGGGAACAUCUUCAUCCACCAUGAAAGGGAUGCUGUUGUUGAAGCUGUUGCUGCUGUUGCGGGAGGGAUCCUCUAAGGGCAACUGAAGUAUAUGGCUCCAUGUUGUACUGGGGCUUCUUGGGAUUGAGGAAGUGUGAGGUAUUGUUUCCUUGGUUCCAACUUAUGCAGCAGAGUAGAUGAUGUGCAGUUCUGUUUUCAGGUUCAUCCUAUGAGUUCUGUAACAACAGAGUUUUCAUAGAGAUCAUGAUGGAAAGGGGAGGAAUAUAACAGGAGGGUGACAUUGGGGAACAACAAUUUGGAGCCUACAGGCCAAUGGGUGUCCAUCCAUGAAAUCUUAGAGCAUUCUUAAUAAGGUCUGCAUGAAACUUUGAAGCCACAGGCAAGGUAGUCUUAGAAGACUUGGGGUUCCCUCAUAGUCACUUCCAGGGUAUUAGUAAAGAUUAGAUAGAGAGGAAGUGGAGCCUUGCAUGAAACUCAGAAGUGGCUAUCCCAGCUGAGAUUUUGCCUAUAGAGGCAUCAAACUGUGGCUUGCAUAUACUGUCCCUACUGACAAACAGCAGAUUCUGCAGUUUCCAGUGGAGUUAGCAACCUGGGGCCUAGUAUAUCAGCAGCCUUGUAUUAAAAAAAAUAAAAAAUUGGGAGAAACUGUAGAAUACGAGCCACGUAUAUAUAUGUCAGAUCUGUACUGGCAUGAAAUGGACCAACUUGGUUACUAGUACGUAACAGUGACAACUUGUUAAGAGACAAGCUCAGUAUGAAACAUUCUUUUAAUGAUAAUUAUUGGCAUCAUUCCUUUAAAUUAUGAUUAAGUCAGAGGUGCCAUUGACUUCUGGUUAAGCAGCCUUAGUGGCUGAUAUUCAUUGAAGUAGAGGUAUUUUGAUAAUAAUAUAGUAUUUAGUUUUUUUAUUAGGGAGCAUUUAGUUUUUUAUUAGCUUAAUGUCCUCCUGUAUUUGACUAAUAAAAUGGCUUGGUGACUGGUUUGGAGUUCUCUGGUGUACUUUUAUCUAAGGUCAUUAAUGUUACUGCUGACAUUUUUUAGAUGAUCAUACAUUAAAAUUUCAUUAUGACUUGCACUAGACUAGUUUAUUUUAUAUUGAAAGCUAGUUUAGCAAAUCUGAUUUAAAAUACCUCCCUCAUAUAUGGUUUAUAUUAUGUGGUACUAUAUUUUAAAUUAUUACUAGCUAGCAGUAUUGUUGUAAAAAAAAGUUCUUUCAGGUUUACAUAGUAUUUCUUAAAUGUGAAGACUUUGGUAUUUUAUAUUAAAAGCUGGCCUUGCAAAUCUAUUUUAAAAUACUAUAUAAAUGAGCUGUAUUGGGUAGUACUAUAUUUUGAGUUACUAUCAAGUAUCCGAAUUGUUUUAAGUAUCAGAAUUGUUGUAAAGAAUUUGUUUCUUCAAAUUUACCAGUACAUAUUUCAUAUGUACUAUGUAGGCUUUGGUAUUUUAUACUGAAAGGUAGCAAUGCAAAUCGCAAUUAAAAUACCAUUUAUAUACUGCAUAUUAGGGUAAUAUAUUUCAAAUUAUUUUUAACUAUAGAUAUCAUUAUACAAUUUUGAGUACAAUUUGUACAGGAGUAUUUCUUAUCUUUGUAGGCUAGGGUGUUGUACAAUGAAAUCUAGCCUAAAAAUUUAGAAUAAAUUAUCACAUAUGUAAUCUGUAUUAAGUGGUACUAUAUUUUAAAUCAUUAUGAACUGUCAUAUUUUACAAUUUUAAGAAAGUUAUUUGAUUAUUUCUUAUAUUUGUAGACUAGGAUAUUUUAUAUUGAAAACUAAUUUAGCAAGUGUACAUUGAAAUUCCAAAUUUAUGGAUAUGUAUUGGGUGAUACUUUAUUUGAAAUUAUUAACUAUCUAGCUAUAAUCACUUAGUGUGAUAAGUCCACUGGCUAAUGAAUUUUGCAAAAAUCAAAAUUAAAGUAUACCACCCAAAUAAUCUAGCAGAUUGAGUGGUAUUAAAUUUCAAAUUAUUAUUAGCUUUACGUUGGUAAAACUAAUAAAUCAUUCAAAUUAUUUGUUGAGUCAAAAUAACAUUUUGGGAAAAUAUUUGCAACAUCCCACUAAGGAGCUGUAAGAGAUUUGCUUAACCGGGUUAUAACACCCUCAUGGUGGAUGAGCAUUUGUGAAAGUAGAUCCAUAAGGUAGAUAGAUCUAAGUACGUAGUCAUGGAAAAACCUGAUAUUAAAUUGAACAUGGGGAAUAUUUUUCUGUAUAACCAAUAUCCUAUAACAUUUGUUUUAAUGAGAUGUAAGGAUAUACAUACUACUAUAUAUGUGGGGACUUUGCAAAUCUAGGUCAUACUUUCACAUAAUGAUGAAAUGAAAUGUUAGGCUAGAAAAGUAUUCUUUACAUCGUAAGCUAAAUUAAUAUAUUGAAAAGAAAAGUUAUGUCAACUGAAAACAUUUAGUAAUAACAUUUCUAAAGCAAAAGGGAAGUGAGAGAAGCAUGUUUCACUAUCCUAACAAUAGGGGAUACCCCAGUCAGAAUAAAGCUGAUGACAGCUUCCAAAAUACAGAAAUUUAAUGAAAUACAACCUAUUCAAGUAAAUUUUAAGACUGUGCACAUAACUUUCCUCAGCAGAUAAGGCACUACAUGUGCACAUAACUUUCUUCAGUAGACAAGGCACUACAAUUUAAACAAAAAACUAUUGGGUCCAAAAAAAUGCAAAUUUUUGCAAUGGCAGACCUAAAAGCAGUUGUGGAACUUGGCCAACAGUGCCCCUGUUGCCACAUCUUUUGAAGAAGGAUGGAUCAUAAUCUUCAGGGCAGUUGCUGUGGGCAGAAUGAAGAACCUCUCUGCCCUGAGUCUUUUCAUACUUCAUCACUCUGCCAAUAGUGAUGCUAUAACAGCUGGAACCAGCUGCUACAAUUUUGUAUAUUAGUUGAUUUGUCCUAUGGAUGCUCUGUGUGUAUAUGUAUGUAUGUAUGUGUGUGUGUGUGGAUAUUAUGUUUAUUUUGCACUAUUAUACAUGUAUAAUAGUACUAAUUGCAUUUUUUUCUACAUUUUUUGGAGUUUCAGUUUUCAGGGGGGAUGAAAGGGGUGUGAGUAACUUGAGAUUACUUUGAAAACCUGUUGUUUAAAAUUGAAAUUUGUUGGUAUCUAGAAUAAUUUUUGGUACUUCUCCUAAGCAUCAUGGUCUAUAGUAUUCAUAAUUGCUCUUUAACAGAAUAUUCAAAGAUAAUGUUUAUUUUGGUUUAAUUGUUAUUCAUAAAUUACAGAUUUCUUCAUAAUUUUUUAAGCAUAUAUCAGGAUAUCUGAUGUGUAGUGGUUGCAUUUUAUCAAUACAGUGCUAUAUACCAUUUGGAAUUGUUGGUAGUGCAUGAAAUAUAACUGCCAGAUUUUUAGCCAGUGCAUAGAAUUAUAUUCUUCCAUCUUCCCAUAAACAAAGGGAUAUUAAUUGAACCAGUGGUCAUAAGCAAGCAAUUGUUUUGCCAUCUGUGUGUAAGCAAGGAUUUUUGUAUGUCCAAUUGUCAUCAACAGGUGAGUAGAUUUAGUCUAUGGCCUUAUGUUUUUAAAGAUACUUCAUCAACUGUGGUUCAGCUGUUUGUUACUUGAUAGCUACAUCAUGCAUUCAUAGUUCUUUUAAUUCAGUAAGUAGAGAUUUGUGUUAACUUCAAAAUGUCAAGGGUUAUUUCUGAUUCAUACCAUGCUAUAUCUUAUUAUUAGGUCUUACUUGUUUGUGAUGUACAUAAUUUCUUUCAGAUUUCACACAAAAACUGUAUGACUCAUGAUUUCUAAGCUACUCCAUUGCUGAUUGGAGUAAUUUAAACUGAUGAAUAAUUUGCUUGGAGAUUUUUAGAAGUGUAGGUUAGGCAUUCAUGUUUAGAAAGCUAGUUAUUUGUACCUCAGAACACUGAUUAUUGUAUUGUGAUGUUUCUUCCAAGCCAGUGAAUAUUUUAGAAUAAAGUGCUGUGGUAUAGAGAUUAAGGGAUUAUCAAACUGUUUGCCUUUCUGAUUGAAAUAAAUACUGUAGUACAGUGUGGGAACAUACCCUGAAAUGUUUUUCUGUUAUUAGUUCUUUAAACAGCCACAUGUGAGUGUAAUCUUUAUUACUGAAGUACAGUAGAUGGGUAAUCUGUUAGCAGUUUAUUAUAUCAUUAUUUUCCUUGUAUAAAGUAUAUGUACUUGUGUAUGCAAUAAUUUUGUUAUUAUGUUGUGGAAAUAUUUUCAGGUAGAUAUUGUAAGGAUUUGUUCUUCACUUUGGUUUUCUCUCAUGUUUGUGAAAAGUUUUUUAUUUUAUAGAUUACCCAUUUGUUUUUGGAAAUCUCAUGAUCAGUAUAUUAGAAAAUUUUAACUGAAGAAUAUGUUAUAUACCAAGUUUUGGAAAUACUUCAAGUGAAAUUGUAGUGUCCAUGAUAGUAUUUAACUUUUAUUAACAUGGAAAAUUGAUGCUACCAGAUAAGUCUGGUUUGGUGCUAGAUACAUCUUUCAUGAUCAUUCACAUUGACUUCACACUCCACAUUUAGCAUUUAAAACAUAUUCAAGUUUUUAUUUUGAGUGUGUAGUCUUAUAGAGAGUGAUGUUUUUGUUAAGACUGUAAUAUAUUAGUUUUGUAGGUAGUUCAUAGUACAUACUGUAUGUACUGUUACAUUAAAUUAUCUGCUUUUUGUUUUACUGCAGAUAAAACUAGCACACUAUUUUUUUCUUUUUAUCUGGUUUGCAACUGCCAUCUUCAGGAUUAUAUUUUAGGCCUAUGACCAAGAAAUGUCUUAUGGAAUAGGAAGAAAGCGACUUGAACAACUUUAGAGGCAAAAAGUUAGAUUGCACAGUACUGCAGACAGCUAUUAUGUUUACUAUGUUGCUGCUAGAAAAAUUCAAACUUGUUUUUAUCAAGUAAAAGAAUAUAGCUUUGGAAGACUGUGGGUUCACAACCAGGUUUGGUUUUUUCUCAUCUGUUAUUGCAGGUUUUUUUUUCCAUUUUAUUUUGAUUACAGUUUUUGGGUCAUUGAAAAAUUCUGUUACUCGGAUGAUAAUUUUUUGUUAGUUUUUGUAAGACAUUGUGGGUUUGACCUGCUGUAUUGUCCAGUUAGUCUUAAGUUUUCAUAGAGUAGGCUCUCUAAUAAAAAAAAAGACAUUGGUAAAGCGUGCUCAUAACCCGUGACUCCUAACCCCUUGCUAUUGAUUGGGGACAUCAGAGAGAAACUUAUCUUAAUUUAUGUAAUUCGCUUCUCCAUGCUAAUAUAAUUGCUGUAGCUAUCUAUCUUGUUUCCCUCGAGUUUUAUUUUUGCCUGUCAAGACUGAUCUGAUAGUGAAACCCGUAUGACCUAUACUUAUAUUAUUGUUGAGAUUAUUAUUUGAACAUGGAGGAUGUGAUUGGAUAAGAUGCUUCAUUAGUUCUAGCCUGGAAAAGGGGAAGGCUUAAUGAAAUUUUGAUGUUACUACAUCAUAAAACAAAAUCUAGUGAGGAAAGAGGCAUAUAUAUCAGAGGAAUUAGUGAAAAGUGUUGGUGUCCAGUGAAGUUCAGCAAUGAAUCCUUUAUUUCAUAACAUAAUAUUAGAAGAAGCUACACUAGAUUCUAGAAGGGGAUGACCCUGGGAUCUACCAUAUACUGAGUAGAUUUAGAGGAAUUUUUAAAAAGAUGGACGAAUGGAAUGGAGAAAAGAGGAUUGAAAAGUACCAUAUUUCUUGGUGUUGAAGACACCGAUUUUAUUUUCUACAAAAAUUCUCAAAUUUACUGUGCAGCUUAGAGGCUAAAGAUUACAUUUUCUCUUGAUUCAGCCUUCACCCCAGAGGAAGGUUGUCUGCUAGACAGUAAUCAGAAGGUCAGUAGGUGACUUUAGAUUGAAGUGUGUAAGUUAUUCUUAGUUGAAAUAGCACCAUUAAAAAACAAAAACAUAUACAUAGUCAUGAGGAUUCAUUUAUGAAUCAGCAGAUUUCGGCAAACAGGUUAACAUAUGAGUAGUACCAUAAAUGUUAUAGUAUAUAUCAGUAUUUUUGCUCUUGUCGAACAGAUCUAACUUUAAGGGAACAUUAUGCCUACGAAAGCAAUAUUUUCGUGUGUUAAAAGGGUUUACUGGUAAAUCUUAUUAGAACAAGACUCAUAAUAAGAGUGGAAAUUUUGUAAAUAAGUUGCUUUUUCAUGAUAGUUUCUUCAGGAAUUCACAUAUGACUUUUUUUAUACUGCAACACCUUAUAAAUUAUUUUCAGGUUUUGAAGGCUAAAGUAUUUUUCCGUUUGUAAUACAGAAUCUAUAUUUUGUGGAUUUUAAUAUCUUAUUCUAUUUUUAUUUUGCUCUGUAUAGUAUGUUAUGUUCAUGCCCAAUUUUAACCGAGUGUAACUGUGCAAUAAAAUUUUACUCCAUGUUUCUAAUAUUUCCUGUUUUGAUAUGUAGUUUUUGAAAAUCUGAAAUAAAAAAAAUUUCUCCAUAAGCCAACAUCCAAUACCAUCAGAAUCUUAAAGUACUGCACCAUAUAUGCACUGAGACACUGUUGGCCAGGGAAAUUUUUUACACAACACAGCUAGACAUAUUUAUGCAAUGCACAUUACUUCAUAAUUUGGACAAGUUCUCACUUUGCUGGUAUUUCAACUAAAGGAAAGCUUAUUUAGAAUUAAGAUCAGUGAACUUGGAAAAUGAAAAAAAACAAGAAUUUAAGAAAAAAAAACUACAAUAAUCAGUAUUCUGUAGCAACCAUAGCAUCAUAAAUAAAUGCAUUGAGACAGUUGAAUGUGCACAUGUAAUAACCAAAACCAUCAGUGUGUGAGUGCUGCCACUAUAUUUUCUUUUAUAUUUUGUUUUCAAAGUUUGCUGGUCUAGAUUGGGGUGCAUCUUCAAGGGUGGCUUGUCUCAGAUGCCAUGAAAUACUGUUUUUCUGAGAAAAAUUGAGCUCAUAGGGACUGGAAAGAAAGGAGAGAAAAUAAGUACAGUGAGAAAAAUGGAAAUUUGUGUAUGGUGGGAAAGGUAGUUUGUAAUGAAUGUAACAAAUAAUAUCAUGUUAGAUGUCAAGGACAGUAAAAAAGAGACUAGCAACAUCUUUGUUAAAUGUGAUAUAGAUUACAUGACUACAAAUAAAAGAAUUUGCAAUACAGUACAUGUACAAGGCCUUUCACUAUAUUCAUCAGAAGCAUAGGCACUUUCAAAAGAAAAUUAAGAAUGCCUUGAAUAGAUGACUACAUGGGCUGAUGUUUAUGACUGUGGAGUGUUGAGCAGGGUCAUAUUACGCAAAUGCUGACUUUUCUGGAAAAUAAGAUAAAAUCUCAAUGAUCUAGAUGGUUUGGGCAUGAGAUGAGAAUGUAAUGCAUUUAAUAGAGGAAAAAAUAGUAGAACAAAAACCUGUAGAAAAGCCUAGAUAAUCAGGGAUAAAAGUUAUAUAUAAAAGAUAUAGACCAGAUAGGAAAUAGGGAAUCAAUUGCACAAGAUAGAAGGGAAAAUGCAAAGUAAGAAUGAAUGUGGUUAUGAUGAUAAUGCUUGUACUUUCUUUAAAUCAAAUGACUACACAGUUCUGAAAUACCAAAAUAAUACCACCAGUCACAAUCCAAAUUUCAUCAUACAAGAUGUUGAGAACAUGCAUUUGACAUAUAUAAUUCAGAAUUAAAUUAUUUUUAGUAUUGAACAGAAAGUAAGGAUGGUAUAAGAACCCAUGUUCAGAAUUUUAAUCCAGUGAAAGUUAUGGGACAGAUUAAUAGUAGCAUAAGAAUUUUUCAUGUAAAUAUUCUUUAAGAUAAUAAAAUGACAUGAGUCAAAGGAUGAAAUUUCAACCUAUGAUUAAAAUUAACCCCUAAUGGACGGAUUGAUCCUCGGGAGUGGUAAUAAGAGGUUUCGGGGUGGUGGUAGGAUUGACCCUGUAGAUAAACUAUUACGCUCCAUCGAUUUGGAAAGAAUUGGGCGGGAAAGAGGUGCCAAUACUUUUAUAGCCCAUAAAUUCACUAAUGGCAACUUUUACACUGGCUAAAACCACGAGUUGGGCAUCUCAGAACUUCAGUUCUGCUUAUAAUUUCAAGGGGCAAUGUAUUAGGUCUCUCACAUGACAUCUUUUUGUAAAUUUGCUCAUAAAUAUACCAAAGGGUUGCUGUUGAUUUUUGUUAUCUUUUACGAGAGUAUGUCGGUUGUAAAUGUAAUUUUGCAAAGGAAAGUGAAAAGAAAUAUUAGAAAAAAACAUGUAAAAGUAAAAAUAGUUACUGAAUCUUCGUUCUCGGUAAAUUUACGUAAAUAUUUUUCAACUAAUAUGCUAAGAAUUUUUUACUGAUUUUAUUUCUUAUCUUUUGAUAUUGUGUGAGCAGUAAUUAUAAUUUUACAAAAUAAAAUAAAAUUAUUUAUUAGAAAAACAUACGUAUAUAAGUUGGUAAAAUUUAUGAUUUCUUGUAAAAGAGGCCCCACAAGGGGUUGUAAAUUGUCAUUUUCAACUUAUCAUGGCAGUGGAAGGUAGGGAAAAGUUUUUAGAAUUUUUUCCUUUCACCAUGUACAUUCUUCCUCUUUUCAUUGAUAUGGUUUUUUUUAGUAAAUUGGGCGACCUCAAAGUUUACCCGGCCUGAGGGGCUGCAUGUCACUUUAUUUACCCAUCCAGUAUGGGUUAAACCGUUGGAAUUGUACAAAGUAAGUUAAAAAUGUAAGAGAAAUUUAGCAGGACAUCCAACCUUGUUUUGACAGAAAAAUAAUCACGACAUACUGACAAACCAAAUAUGUUUAUGUGCCUGUUGACUAAAAUUCUUCUUUCCCACUGUUAUCCUUAUAUUAAGGGGUCGGUUCCCUGAUGCGCCUUCUCCACUGCCUUCUGUCAAAGACAUCAUCCUCCACCAAACCUCUUCUCUCCCCAUAUCUUCCUUUACUUUAUCUUGCCAUGAUUCUCUGUCUUCCUUCGAUCCUCUUCCUCUAAAAGGUUCUUCCCAAGCCUUCUUUACUCCCUCCUCAUCAUCCAUCCUUAACACAUGCCCAUACCAUCUCAAUCAUGACUCUUAUCACUUCUGAAAUCUUUACUAAGCCUGCCCUUCUUAUUUCAUCAUUUUCCAAUCUCAAUCAGCGAUAUUCCCAUAAUCCACUUGGGCAUUCACAUCUCUGAUCUCUCAAGCUUUACUACCUCUUUUCUUCUUAGAGCCCAUAUUUCCAAUCUAUACAUUAACAAUGGUCUUAUCACUGUGCUUUAGAUCUUGACUUUUAGCUUGAUUGGCAUUUUCUUAUCACUUACUACUCCAAUUACAUCUCUCCACUUCCCCCACGCUGCUUUUAUCCUACUGUCAACUUCAGCCUCCCAUCCUCCCUCUUGGCUUAAAGUAGAUCCUAAGUACUAUUUAAACUUUUCUGCCUGUUUUAUAAUUGAGCCUCUUCUUUCUUGUAUUACUAUUCUGUCUCUUAUCUUCUCUGCUGCUCACCAAAACCUCUCUUUUAUUCACAUUCACCUUUAAGCUACCAAAGCUUUAAGUUUGUACGGUGAAAUUACUGGUUAUGUCAUCUUUGUUCGUCCAUGAGGUCUAAUAUUGUACUGAUCUAUUAAUUAAAGACUUGAUACAUGGUUAUUUCACUCAUUUGUUUUUCUUUUAAUGUUUAAGAAUUUUAGGAUUUUCCUUCAGAAAAAAACAAAGUCUGUACUAUCUCCCCUCUUUUGUUGUGAUUGUGUAAAUACUGGACAAAAUGAUUAAUCACAGCCUAACAUGAUAUAUACCAAUGACUAAAAUUGUACCUCUUCAUUGUUUUGUUUUCAAAACAACAUAUCUACUAUAUAUUCAUUGUCCCACUUUGAACAUAAACAGAUAAUUAUUUGAUAAUGUUUGAUGGUAUGUAAUUCUGAAAAGUCACAAAAUAAUGAGUUUUUGGACACUUGCUCACAGACAUAGAAAAAGAAACCUCUUAAUCAAAUACACUAUCCAAUACGUAAUACUGUAUAGAUAAUGGUAGAUGCAUACAAGCUAGAAAAUGGAGUCCCUUAAGGUAGUUUUCUUAGCACUUACACACAUACAGCAUCAGACCUACCAAAAGGUUAAAUGCAGAGAUGCUCUAAAGAUCAUGAAACUAUGCUGUGAACUUACUGGCACAGAUAAAUCAAGCCACUUUAUGAUCAGUAAUAGACAAUGGCACUCAUAUAUAUAUUACAGUAUAUACAUAUGGAUCAGAAUCCAGAUGAAGGUAAAAAGAUAGGAUUCAUAAUGAAGGUCUGAAAAUCUGUCCUCUUAAAAAGUCAUCCCAAAUAUCCUGAAUGCUGGUAGGGUGAGGCACUGUGCUCAGCUCCUACUUUUGCUUCAUCGUGGCCUGGUAACUGUUGAAUGCAAUAAAAUUACAAGCAAUAUUCCUACAUGAGAAAUUUUCACAAGUAACCAUACUCAUUUCAUAUGGAUUAAAAUUCUUUUAGCCAUAAUCUUGAUGUUGAUUAAAAUUCUUUUAGUUUCUUUAGUGAGUACUAGAACUCUCCUUCUUAGACUUUUCAAAAGGUUAAAACCUGUAUCAAUUGAAGAACUCUUUGCUAAACCAUUAUACCAUGAAAAUUUUAAUUUUCAAUGAGAAUAUGAAUGCCAGAGAAACCUUUGGAAAUUGUCCUGAAAAUUCUUUUUUGUUGUACAACAAAUUGAUGUUCAAAUAUGUUGAUCCUUGGUCAUGUGGACACUAAGGAAAAUGAAGAUGCCAGUAAAUUAAUCAAAGUUCAGUUGUCAUCAAAUGUAGCCAUUUCUGUCAGUGGUUGUUUAACAUCUGUAAAACUGUCUACAUUAAAUGAUAGUUUUUAGAUAAUAAUGAAUUUCCUCUGUACAGUCAUCUAAACAAAUCAAACCAAUUGCCAAAGUAUGUACUGAAAAGAGUGUCCCAAUGAAGGAAUUUUAGUUCAUCUUUUAUUUAAUCAGGUUUUUUACCUGUGGAUAUAUGAUGAUUAUUCCACCUGACUUUGUGGGCAGAAAAUGAAGACCACCAAUAUCAUCAUCUUUGUGAAUGUUCAUAGUGCAACUAACAUUCAAAAUCAAGUUAAGAAAACAAAUCAGUGAAGGAAUUCUUUUCAGAAUCUUCAUUUUCAGUAUAUACAAACAUAAAUUAAUUAAAGAACUGUGUAUGUAAUUAUAUGAAGUAUAAAUUUUUAAUUUGAAGGGCAACUCUGUCAGGCCCAUUAGAUUUUAAGUUUGAACUGUUGACCUAGUUAGAUUUUUCCUUGUAACUUUAAAGUCCUUAAUUUUCCUACAUUUCCUUAUAGCAAAGCUGUGUGGAGAUGGUUGUCUGUCGGCUAGUAUUUCAGAUUUGAUUUUUUAGUUUAGUUAAGGUGCUACAUCAAUUUUACCCUCCUAUAGCUUGGAAGAGGUCAUGAAUAAAGAGGAAGAUACCCCUUACUUUAGUUGCUCUUGUAUCUUUAUGGUAAAAGGAGUACCUCAUCAAUUUGAGAGGUCAUCAGAGUGUUUGGAUUACAAAUAAAAUUUCACCAAAAUUAGCUUCUGAAAGUUGAGAGUACAUGUAAAUUUUCUUGUUUUAGCAGAAUAUGUCAUUUGCUCAGGUAAUAGUAGCCUAUGCUGGAACGUGUAACUUUUGCUUGUAUAUGUGAUUUCUCAUGCAGCUUUAUGGUCUUUCUCAGUGAUUUUUCAUUCUUGUUGUUCACCUUUACUGUCCAAAAAUGGAACAGUAAAAUGUUUUUAGGUUGAUAAAUUAACCAGUUUUUCUUUCAUUUUAUUCUCCAUUGAAAUAUGUGUAAUGUAGUGCAAUUAUGGGUACAUAAUUUAUUAUAGACAUGCCUCAUUAUGAUGGUUAACAUAGUUUCCUCAACUGAGUAUAAGUUUAGCAUACCAAAAUGAUUGUUGUUUUGUUGCUCCUAGAAGCGUCACUAGGUAUGGUGUACGGUCUCUGAUCAGCUAUCACCUCGUAUGCGCAGUAGUUGCCAGGUCUCACAGAUUCCUUACUUUACAAUCUGAUUGUUUUAACCAGUUACCAGCUGGCACUUGGAAAGUUAUCCUAUUGUUAAGACUGAAGAUUUGUUAGCUAUGAAAAAUAAAAAUUUAUUAAAAAUUUGUCAUUUUAUAAGUGUGGUUUAGUAUGUGGCUGAGUUAUUCAUCACACUGAAUGGCUGUUGGGAUCCUCUGUAAGACUGUGAGAAUGAAUAUAUUUUAAUAUUUGGAAAUUUUUUUAUAGCUCAUGAAAUGCUGUUCAGACUAUUGUUUUACAAGGAUUCAUGUCUCUGAAACCCUCAUUAGCAGUUCAGACAGGUAAAUUAAUUACUGAAUGUGAACCAGAAGAGUUGGAAGACCAAGACUCGCCGGCUUGUAUCUGAAUGGAUACUUAGGCAGAAGGCUGGAAAUUUGUGAAAGUGAAAGCACAGGAAAGAUUGGGAAAUUUCAUUGAGAUCCUUUGUAUCACAUAUUAUUGGAGGUGAUGACGAUGAUGAAUGAUCCCUAUAAAGUACUGACAACUAGAAAUUUAAAUCCUCCAAGAAAAGUAUUAGAAUAUCCUGUUUUCACAGCAUAGAUAUUUUAUUAAAUUGGAAUUAUUUGUGGCAACUGCAAUUAUGUUGAAAGUAUCGUUGUGAUUAGAUGUAAUAUAUGUUAAUUUUUACUUUCCUGUACUUUUCACAGUGUAGACAGAUAUUUUAGUUUUAUACUGGAAUUAUUGAUGUCAACUGCUGUUAAUUUGAAACUGUUAUCAGACUAAAUUAGAUGCAUUCAUCCUCAUAUGUUAAUCUUUAUUUUGAAUGAAAAAUCCAUUUUGCUGCAUCCUUUGCCCAGUCUUCUCUUAUCUACGUAGUUGCAAUAGCUCUCUCUCUCUCUCUCUCUCUCUCUCUCUCUCUCUCUCUCUCUCUCUCUCUCUCAGGGAUCCUUUACUUUUCCAUGCUGGCAUUUUUUUUCUCUACCAAGAUCUUCUCAGGAAAUGUACUUUUUGUGUACAGUAUUUUGUUUAUUUGAUAAAUACUUGGAAAUUUGUAUGAGUAGAGACCUUUUUCUCCCAUAUUUGAUUGAUUGCAUGUGAUUCUCACUGUGUGCUUUAAUACUUAGAUUUUGCAGCUAUGUUCUUUUGUGUCUAGAUGAAGCUCAUGUUACUGUGUAAGUUUCUUUGACAUGUCAUCAUGGUUUAAUUGAAGAUCAAGUUUGUCAUCAUUGCUUUUUCACCAUUAGUGUAUUGUCAAGUUAGUUUUGUUUUGCUUUAGUUUUAAUGGUAGAGAACCAAGGGAAGUUUUAGCAGGGACUGCGGCCAUUAAAAAAUUAUUGCUGCAUACUUUUCUGUGAUGUUGCUGGAAGGUGGAAAGCCCUGGCAUGUUCACAAUAAGAUUUUUCCUCUGUUCAGGUGAUGUGACUGGUACAUGACUUUGUUUCUGUUGUCACAUCUAUCAAACUUCAAAAAAUAGUACUUCAGUGGUAUUGUGGCUGGUACUUUAUAUUUUUUAUAUUUUUCUGUUUCUUAAUUUAUAAUGUAGUUCUGUUUUCAUUUUCUUAAUUAAUUUAGUUCCAAGAGUUUUCCUUGCAUUAACACAGGUCAUGAAGAAUGACUUCAAGCUCUUAUUUUUUUUUUAGGAAAUUUUGUGUAUAAUUACAAUGUAGAUGACAUGUCAAGUUACUUUGUUUUGGGGGUAUUUAUUUUUGUUAGGUUCAGUGGCUUAUUGUCUUAUAUAGUUUUAGGUUUCUGUUGCAUGAUUUACAAAUUUUAUCUACAUGUUAAUUUUGUAUCAUUAAGAUUUUAUCGCAAUGACUGUAUAUUUUGGUAGCUGUCAGUACAGGGGAACUUCAGCUUCUUUUAUCACUGUACAUUCAGCAGUGCUUCAUGAUGGUGAAGUUAAGAUGUGUCCAUUAGGAAAGGCAAAGAAUAGAUUAGCUGUGGAAGCCAAUUGAAUGGAAAGAGAAGAGCUUACUGGUAAAUAUGUACAGUAUAAACUGGUGUUGAGCCUAAUGAUUAGGAAUUGAAGAAUAAUGCACAUUGAAAACAUUGUUUAUUCAGAUUUAAAGGCAGCAGGAAUGGGCUAGAUAUUUACCAUAAUUAUGCAAGCUUAAUUUGCAAAAUUUGUUUAUGUUGUAAGUAGUUUUUAGUUUUAUUCUUCAAGUAGUUAUGGUUUAAUAAGGCACGGUCUUGGUCCAUUAGUAAUUAAGGCAAUGCAGGAAAUUCCAUAUGGUGUUACACUUUAUCUGGAGAUGUCUAUUGUAUUUUUCAGCAUGUAAGGUACACUUAAAAAAUAAAAAAGGUUUAAGGAGGGUCCCUUUGC
Molecule: messenger RNA, 19983 nt
Organism: Macrobrachium nipponense
Lineage: Eukaryota; Metazoa; Arthropoda; Malacostraca; Decapoda; Palaemonidae
Product: choline-phosphate cytidylyltransferase A-like
Exons: 8
Biological process (GO): CDP-choline pathway
Molecular function (GO): choline-phosphate cytidylyltransferase activity; phosphatidylcholine binding
Source: RefSeq, a predicted model, not a curated record